Messenger RNA from Brenthis ino (lesser marbled fritillary), 2175 nucleotides. Lineage: Eukaryota; Metazoa; Arthropoda; Insecta; Lepidoptera; Nymphalidae. The record is from the annotation of a GenBank genome assembly.
AUGCAUUUACAAGAAUCUUUUUCAAAAACAACAAUCGAUGAACCAUCUAAAACUAGUUAUUCGGAUUCCCCAUCAAAAGUAAGUAAAAUGACGGUUAAUUUUAUGGAAAACCGAGAAAUACAUAGAAUAAUUGUAGAUAAUAUUGACUGCACUCCCGACAACAUCAUCGAUCCCGACUAUGGUAGUAUGGAUGAAAAUUUUACACACGCAGCGUUCGAUAAUAAGCCACGUAUUCGCAGUGAAAUAGCUAUUAAAGAAGCCAAAAGUAAAUCCAAGUCUGGUGUCGACACGGGUAUGAAAGUAUAUGCCACAACAAUCUCCCUUGACGACAUAUAUAUCGAUCACACAUCGAACACUGAAGAAGGAUUCACGUCUGAUGAAGUUCAUUUAGAAAUAGCUCCAUCCGCUUUCUACUUGCCUAGACGAGACACUAUUAUGUCGUAUCCGCCGGAAAUAUUUGUUGUUUUAAAAGAAACAUGCACACGUUUUCUGUUUAGUUUACCUAGCUUUUCGUAUGAAAAAGGAACGCCUGAAGGAAAUGCCGUGGAAGAAGAGAAUGAAUUUUACCAGUACAUUACUGUAGGGAAAGGCAAAAACCGAAAAAUGGUAACAGAAGAAACUCAAACUAAAGAGUGUGUAACACAAACAAGACAUACUCUCGUUGUAAGACCUCAGAAAAAAAACGCAACUGCAUUCGCUUCUACGUGGGACAUGCAUGACACCUAUGCUCGUCUCGCCAGAGUGAGAGUUGAAGAAAAACCUGAUGAAAUGGUCAUGUAUCAGUCAGCUGCACCUACUUUAUUGCGUAAGAAAAAACCUACAUUCGAGUCCUUAUUUGAAAGAAAAGGUAAGCUUUUUGAUGAAAUAUCAAGAACUCCAGAAUUUUUGGAUGCUGUUCUUCUGACAGAGCGUGUUUUAGCAACAUUAGAAUAUUCAAAUGCGCAGAAAAAGUUUCGAGGCCUCAUAAAAAUAGAUCCACUAUCAUUAGACUUAAUUUACAUUUACACAAUGAAACAUCUUUGGACGUUAGAGUGUGAGGAAACACAAGAUAGACCCAUAGCAAGUAUUUCUUUCAAUUCAAAAAAUAAAAAUAUAUUAGCUGUUGGUCAUGGGAAAUUUACAUACGCUGAAUAUCAUACGGGACUGGUCUGCGUGUGGUGCACAAAAAAUCCGUGUAAGCCAGAAAGAGUGUAUAAUUUUCAAGACCCACUAACAUCAGUGGCGUUUUCAGAUAAAAAUCCAAACUGGUUAGCGUGUGGCUUCGCAAACGGCGACGUAUUAAUUCUAGAUGUCACAUCUUAUGACAUCAAAACAAUCGCAAAAAGUAAGCGAGAUACGAAUCCUUGCUUUGAACCAAUCUGGACGGUAGACUGGCGAACUAUCGACAAAGACAACCAGUACGUAAUAACGACAUGUCAAGAUGGAAGAAUAAAUAAGUUCACGAGUACAAAAACCCAUGAUUUUAUUUGCACACCAUUGAUGCGUAUUUCCACAGUGGAGGGUAAGAUGAAGGGGUUGGACGCCCCAAAACAAUGUAUCAAAGAAGAUGUUCCAAUAACAAGGUAUCCAGCAGCAUUGUGUAUGAAAUGGCACCCAAAAAUUGAGCAUGUUUAUCUCGUCGGCACAGACGAAGGCUGCAUUCAUAAGUGCUCAACACAUUAUCUAAAUCAACAUAUGGAUGUUUUCAGAGCUCACGCAAGCCCAGUAUAUAGUAUACAAUUUUCUCCAUUCAUGGAACAGUUAAUAGCUACUUGUGGGGCAGACAAUGCGAUCAGACUUUGGAUUGAGGGCAUCGAUGACGUAAUUCUUACUAUGAACUGUCCUACCGCUGUAUACGAUAUAGCGUUUUGUCCAGUAAAUUCAACAAUUCUCAUAUCAGCGAGUGGUAAUGUCCUUUCGAUAUGGGAUCUUAGACGAAAAACUCAUAUGCCUUGUGCAGAAUACUCUUUCCCCGGACAUGUGGUUCUAACGUACAUCAAAUUCUCACCCUCAGGAGACAACGUGUUUGUUGGUGACACGCUCGGACGUGUUCAUACGUUCCAUUUGGAAGACACGCCCAUACCGCCUUUCGACCAGAAAAAAUUGUUAGACGAAACGAUAAAGAGAGCAAUAUGUACUCGACCCCAGUUGUUGAGGCAAUUAGAAAAGUUAGAGAAGUUUAGAGAAAAGUUUGGU